AUGGCGCCGUCUUCUCAGGCGCGCAGUCGCAGCGGCAGUGCCGCUAUCAGCCAGCGCAGCAGCAUCGGUGCGCAGGUCGCUCCUCUCGGGCCGCAUGACUUGACGCCAAACGCAGAUGGUUCAACGUGCUCGCUAGAAGUCACGGGAACAGCGCUGACGCUGGAGGAGGUGGGGUGUCGCUCGGUGACACAGCGCUUCCUGUCGGCGCUGCGCCGACACGUGCGGCAACGCGGCUCAGGCCUCUUCAAGAGUCGCGACAGCACCUUGCGCGCUGCCCUGCAGUCGGGCGAGGUGUAUCUCCACCAUCACCCCUCGCUGCAUCUGCCAAGCCAGAACUACUUUUCUCACAGCCUGCAGGAGAAGUAUGAUAAGCUCAACACCACCGACGCCUCCUUGGAGGCGCUCUACGUUCGGCCUGCGUUCCAGGAGUGGUUUGUGGCGAAUCGUGAGCAGCUCCUGCGCGACAUGCGACUUCGAGAGGCAUUCGCCAAAUGGUGCAACGUCGCGACGGUCUUCGUGCUCGUUGUCGCCUUGUUGCUGCUUCCAGCAUACAGCUUCAGCAUGCAGACCAACGCCACGCAGUGGGUGUCGCCCUUGACAUCCGUUGAUGACGAGGCCACUGUCGCCGCCGCCCCUCUGGCGCAGCUUUUGGCCACGCGUCUGCACUACAUCCAGUCCCGGGGGUCGACGCCUCGGAUCGCCACCAGUACGACGCUGUCCUCCUCUCGCCCUCGCGCCGACGCCAGUGUGAUGGCUACUAACGCGGUAAAGGCCGCGGAGUACGUGAGCGUUGUGGCUGCCGCGUGCGCACUCGUGACGAGUUGCUUUAUGCCGCGCGAGAGCUGCACCACCGCGUCUGUCGCGCUUGUGUCGUUUCUCCUUCUCGUGGUGGAGUCAGCGCUGGUGCCGGAGGCGGCGGUGAAGCUGGGGUUGGGGUUUCUCGUUGUGUUCACGAUCGUCGCAAUGAGUGUCUGUCGCGCCGCUGUGUAG
Messenger RNA from Leishmania major strain Friedlin, 990 nucleotides. RefSeq lists its product as hypothetical. The coding region runs from base 1 to 990 and encodes 329 amino acids. The record is from RefSeq and is a predicted model, not a curated record. NCBI's taxonomy places the organism in Eukaryota, Euglenozoa, Kinetoplastea, Trypanosomatida, Trypanosomatidae. The transcript has a single exon.